Molecule: messenger RNA, 1332 nt
Organism: Moneuplotes crassus
Lineage: Eukaryota; Ciliophora; Spirotrichea; Euplotida; Euplotidae
Source: the annotation of a GenBank genome assembly
CUAAGUUCAUAAUAUGGAUGACACCAUUUUUAAGGAGCGUAUUUAGUAAGAUCCUAGUAGAAGUCAGGGAUUGGGUAAUAUCUGUGGUAAGACUUGAAGCGUUUUAGUAGUACUCCAAUAGGUUUUAGAGAGGUUAACGGACUUAAUUUGCAGUGUUUCAAAAUAUUCAUGGUCUUAAGCCAGAGUCAUGGCUAAGGAUGACUCAUCAUAAAAUACUGAACAGCAGAAAUGACUUCUUCAGCAUACAGAAUGAAGCUAAAGUUUGUUUUGAUCUCGAUGAAAGCCAAUGAAUACCUUCUAGCAAGAAUCUUAGAGGUUAUUUAGCCGUAGCAAGGCUAAUCCUACCACUCUUUUCUAAAGAGUUUUUUUCUUAUUUUCAGUAAAACUUUUAUUCAUUUAUAAAAUGGAGCACAAACUGUUUCAGAUGCUAAAGAAGAAAUGAUCAUGACUUACCCUGAAAAUGAAUUAAUUUUUAUACAAAAUUAUGGAAAAUUAGAAGAUGAUAAGCUCCAUUUUUCAUUGUCAUGAGGCAAAGUCAGCCGAGUAGAACAGAAUUGAAGAUCAAAAUACCUCCAAAGUUUAAUAAAGCAUGAAAAUGUUAAUAAAGUUGCAAAUUUACUUGGAUCUUUCUAUACAACUCAUAUAUAUUGUUUCCUGAAAUUUUUCAAAAAUUCAAAAUUUCCCAAAUCGCAAACUCAACUUCCACAGAUGCUUUCUUACCUAUUCGAAAGCCUGAGAACUCUCCAUGCAACAUGCUGGCUAUAAUAUCCGAAACACUUUAUGUUAAUCUAGCACUUCAAAAGUUGCUUUAACAAAACCUCUAUUGUAACUCCCCUCAGGGACUUUUACAUAUUUUCUAAAAUUUGAAUAAAAGUUUAAAAAUUCCUAAAAAUUUUCAUAAUAUUUUAUGAGAAAUUAGAUAUACUUAUCCAGCCAUUCUCAAAUCCAGGCUAGUCCUCCUUUCAAGAGAUUAGUAGUUGGAGGAUCUCACAAGAAGGAAUAUCUCUGAGCAACUUAGACUUCCUUCUUGGGGAAUUUGAUUUAUAAGUGCUUGGUUUGGCCCUCUUGCAACGAGGAUUUGACUUUGAGCAUGUCUUGUACUUUUUAAGCUUGUCAUUCACAGCCAAGGAAUCUUUGGAUAUCAUCCCUUUGAAUGGAGCUACUAAGCUAGCCAUCAAGUACUUUUUAUGAGGCUUGCCCUUGUUGUUCCUCAGAGUGUUCUCAAACUGAUGUGUCACCUUGGGCAUCUGUGGCGAGCACUCGUCACUUCCUUCUCAUGACACCAAGUCAUCACUCCAGAUGUCUUUAAGAGAAGGAGGUAAGCACAUUUGG